AUGGACGAGCAGCUCUUGAACUGCGUGUUUCGCUUUAAACACAAGGCUCCAAGUGAUAACCAAGAGGCAGCAACGUGUGUUGCCCUAGCCACGUACGUGGCUGCGUUCGUAGCGGAAUUGCAGCCCACAGAAGCCUAUGAACUGCCGUGCGGUCGCGUCGAACCUCUUGCAGACGAUCGCGUUGUUCCUGCGUCGGCAUUUGCAGCUCAUGAAGUGCAAGUGCUGAAGAAAGUGGGUGAGUGUCUUGUUCGGGCGUCACCACGGAGAGGUGCAAAGAGUGGGAGAGGCGACGUGUGGUGUGAUCCGUGGCUGCCGAAGUACGGAUGUGCGGUCCAGCGUACGCAGUUGAAUGCUGUGACGGUGCGGAUUGAAGUGGUGUUUGCUGAUGGGUGGGAGCAGACGCUGCACUUUGUACCGUCAGGUGAGUGUAUUCACAGUGCUGUUGCUACGACACACCAUGUUGUGCACUGUGCAGACCUGGACAUGGAGCUGGCAGUGAAAUUCUCGGUAGCUUUUGAUUCGGAGCUACGCAAUGCACAGACGAGUAAGGGAUCAAAGAGAAGUGCAGCGAGGAAUGAAUUGGGGCAUCAAAAGACUCCACAGUUUAUUGCUGCCGUUGUGAGACGGGCUGUAACGCUAUUGACAAAAGAAGCUAAUUCUGUUGGUAUUGCUCCAAGAGGAGGCACGACAGACGUGGGGCUGCAUACUGGAGGUCGGGCGCGCGAUACGUGCUGGGCGAUUGUCCAAGCAGUGAUUAAAUGCAACCUCUGUUGUGGACCGGGUUUGUUUCGAAAAACGAUGGUCGCAAUGAAGUUGAAACUGCUCUACGCUGCAGUGACCAAUGCAAAGAGCAUUUUUAUCUGCAUCAGCGUGAAAGGUGGAUGCGCCUUAGUGGACGAUCUGUUUUACAUGUUGCAAGUCAUCAUCUUAGGCACGGCUGAACUUGUGAAGGGUGGCUACAAGGUCUCGAUGUUUGAAAAACAAUGUGCUUCUCUUCGCUCUAGCAUUGAUGAACAUGUUGACGAUAUGAACUGCCGGGCUGCAACAAGAAGUACACUUUGCCGGGUAGUACACGGCUACAGCAGCUAA
This is a messenger RNA of Peronospora matthiolae, 1089 nucleotides long. Lineage: Eukaryota; Oomycota; Peronosporomycetes; Peronosporales; Peronosporaceae. The record is from the annotation of a GenBank genome assembly.